UCGCGGGGCAUCUUGGGAUUGCUCUCUCCCUCGCGUUCCUUCCAUCCUGCCGGUCUGAAGCGCCGCUGCUCGGUCUCUCGGUCGGAAAAUGGCCGGUUUCCGCACUUUAGGCUUGGAUCCCUGGCUGGUGUCUCAGGCGGAGCAGCUGGGCUUGUCGAGGCCCACCCCGGUGCAGGAAGCCUGCAUCCCUCCGGCGCUGCAAGGUCGUGACUGCAUGGGCUGUGCCAAAACAGGAAGUGGCAAGACAGCUGCCUUUGUGCUCCCCAUCUUGCAGAAACUUUCUGAAGAUCCUUUUGGCAUCUUCUCCUUGGUGUUGACACCAACAAGAGAGCUGGCCUAUCAGAUUGCCGAGCAGUUCCGGGUCCUUGGGAAGCCUCUGGGUUUAAAGGACUGCAUCAUUGUCGGGGGAAUGGAUAUGGUCUCUCAAGCCCUGGAGCUGUCUCGGAAGCCCCAUGUGGUCAUUGCUACUCCUGGCCGCCUGGCUGAUCACCUACGGAGUUCCAAUACCUUCAGUCUUCGGAACAUCAAGUUCUUGGUCCUAGACGAAGCUGACCGGUUGCUGGAACAAGGCUGCACCGACUUUACCAAAGACUUGGAAGUCAUCCUGGCUGCAGUUCCAGCUGACAGGCAGACGAUGCUCUUCAGUGCCACCCUGACAGAUACCCUGAAUGAGCUCAAGAAGAUCGCCAUGAACAAGCCGUUCUUCUGGGAAUCGACAUCUGAAGUACGGACAGUGGAACAGCUUGACCAGCGUUACCUACUGGUGCCCGAGAAGGUCAAAGACGCUUACUUGGUCCACCUUGUGCAAACUUUCCAAGAUGAACAUGAGGACUGGUCCAUCAUCAUCUUCACCAACACUUGCAAGACCUGCCAAAUUCUGAACAUGAUGCUCAGGAAGUUCAAUUUCCCAUCCGUGGCUCUCCACUCAAUGAUGAAACAGAAACAACGUUUUGCAGCGCUGGCGAAAUUCAAAUCAAGCGUCUUUAAGAUCUUAAUAGCUACUGAUGUAGCUGCCAGGGGGCUCGACAUUCCAACCGUCCAAGUAGUCAUCAAUCACAACACACCCGGACUCCCCAAAAUCUACAUCCACAGGGUGGGUCGAACAGCCCGAGCUGGUCGGCACGGAAUUGCCAUCACGCUGGUGACCCAGUACGAUAUCCAUCUUGUCCAUGCGAUUGAAGAACAGAUCAAAAUGAAGCUUCAGGAGUUUUCCGUGGAGGAGCAAAAUGUGCUGAAAAUUCUCACCCAAGUGAACGUGGUCCGACGGGAAUGUGAGAUUAGACUGGAGGCAACAGAUUUUGAUGAGAAGAAGGAAAUAAAUAAGCGGAAGCAGAUGAUCCUGGAAGGAAAGGACCCUGAUCUGGAGAUGCAACGUAAGGCCGAGCUGGCCAAGAUUAAGAAGAAGAAGCUGGAGUUCCAGAGCCGAGUCCAGCAGACCCUGCAGGAGAGGCAGCAGAAGCAGCUCCAGCACAGGUUGAAAAAACGGGUGCGGAGGCAGAAGCAGGCGGCUCCGGCGAAGUGAGGCCGCUCAACGUGUCCAACCUUGGUGGCAAAGGACCCUUGUGGGGAACGAUCUGCAGCUGAGCUACCUCCGUCCCGAAUUCACCUGGCAGAAAAGGCAGGACGCUUUUUGCAACUUUGGCCUUUGGGUGAACGGACCUGAAGCAUUCAGGAGGAAAAGGCUUAGGAAAAAAAAAAUGACUAGCAAAGGCAGAUUUGAAAAGCUGCUUGGCUGUCCAGAGACCAAGGCGUGUGUCUUCGGGGCUGUCUUCUUUUUUUUUUUUAA
Messenger RNA from Crotalus tigris (Tiger rattlesnake), 1786 nucleotides. RefSeq names its product DEAD-box helicase 49 (gene DDX49). The record is from RefSeq and is a predicted model, not a curated record. The coding region runs from base 89 to 1522 and encodes 477 amino acids. NCBI's taxonomy places the organism in Eukaryota, Metazoa, Chordata, Lepidosauria, Squamata, Viperidae. Gene Ontology annotation, molecular function: nucleic acid binding; RNA helicase activity; ATP binding. The transcript is spliced from 13 exons.